Molecule: messenger RNA, 4526 nt
Organism: Limulus polyphemus (Atlantic horseshoe crab)
Lineage: Eukaryota; Metazoa; Arthropoda; Merostomata; Xiphosura; Limulidae
Product: lysosome membrane protein 2-like
Exons: 12
Cellular component (GO): membrane; cytoplasm
Molecular function (GO): scavenger receptor activity
Source: RefSeq, a predicted model, not a curated record
CAACUAAAUCUUUCAAACGGGACAGAAGCUUACACGAACUGGAAAGACAUUCCUGUUCCUCUCUACAUGAGGUUUUAUGUUUUCAAUGUCACCAAUCCUUACGAUGUCAUCCUAAACGCCAGUAAACCCGUAGUGCGGGAGAUAGGACCAUAUACAUUUAGGGAGAAGAGAAGUAAAGAAAUACUUAGCUGGGACACUGAAAACGGCACCGUACAAUACCGAGAAAUCAAAACAUACAUUUUCGACCGAGAAAAGUCGUUCGGCACGCAGGAUGAGAUGGUCUACGUCAUCAAUGCGCCGAUGGUGGGAAUCGCUACCAUGGCAAUGCAGAAGCUCUCGGGUCUUGUACGACCAAUCUUCAUGCCUAUUCUCAGUUCGUUACUGGAGAGUUACAAUGAACAGCUCUUUGUUAAUCGGACUGUUCGACAAAUUCUGUUUGAAGGAUACGAAGUUCCACUUCUUAAAGACCUAACAAAUCUUGCCAAACCCUUUUUUGACAUUCCAACGAUCCUGCCUAAUAAUACUUUUGGAGUUUUCUAUGGGAAAAACAACAGUGACGAUGGAAUCUAUUCAGUGUAUACCGGAAGUCAAGGAGUUGAAAAUUUUGCUUUAGUGGAGACAUGGAAAAAUAAAAGCUCCCUCUCGUUUUGGCAUUCCAAGUAUUGCAACAUGAUCAACGGUACAGAUGGAAGUAUGUUCCCGCCAUUUUUAGACAAAAGUGAUACACUUUACAUUUUUACUACGGACUUGUGUCGGUCUCUGUAUCUGUGGUUCGAACAAGAAACAAAAGUGUUGGGAAUUGAUGCAUACCGUUUCACUGGUCCUGAUAAACUAUUUGCUGACCCUCACGUGGAUCUGGACAACAAAUGUUUCUGCGCUGAUCCCAACAACUGCUUGAAAGCCGGAGUCAUCGAGUUGACAUCCUGUCAAAACGGUGCACCAGUUGUUGCUUCUGGUCCUCACUUCUAUCAAGGGGCGCUGGAGUAUCAAAGUGCUAUUGACGGAAUUAAGCCAAUUAAAAAGAAACAUGAAACCUUUCUAGAUGUUGAACCGCUCACAGGAUUAGUACUGAACGCUUCCAAGAGACUUCAAUUAAAUAUAUAUGUUCGUCAAACACCUGGAAUCAUAGGACUACAAAAUAUACAUGACACCAUUUUCCCUUUGAUCUGGCUCUGUGAGUCUGCAGAAAUUGAUGAAUCCUCUGCGAAUUUGUUCAAAAACCAAGUUCAAAUUCCGAUGAACCUAGGCACGAGUAUUAUGUUAGCAGCUAUAGUGCUAGGCAGCAUGUGGACCAUAGUAGCAUUAGCAAUUACGGCGUACUACUGUAAACAAGCAAGGAAUCCAAGGUUCAUUGUAUGUCAGAGCCAAGAACGUUUGUCUACUGCCUCAAGCACAUUAGAAGAACAAGAAGCUCCUGGAUCACCUGUUUCUGGCCACAUCAAAUAACGGAACAGUUUAUCAGUGAGGCCCUUAGCCUAUAUACAACUGUUUAACACUAUAAAAUAGUAAAAUGAAAUUACUUUUGAGUUACUGUUUGAUUCUCCAAUGUUUCGUUUUUAUGUGUAGUUUGUUUAGAAUUGAUGUACUUUUGUAGUUUUGUUUGCUUCAUGCAUAAUCAUUGUAAUGAUAAAAAUGACGAAACAAGUAUUACAAGCACAGAAAGAACGCUUAAAACACGAGUAGUAAAUUUUUCGGUAACCUGACAAUUGCCCCCCGCAGCCAUUAAUAUAACUGACUAAAAUAGGGAAAAAACAACAUAUUUCUUGUAUUUCAUAGGAGAAUUGAUUAACUAAAACUGUUUAAGUAGGAGAAAGUAACACAGGUUUCAUGAUAAAUUGUCUUUAUUGUAGUAAAAUAAAAAUGUUGAACUAUGCAAAGUUACAUAACGUAAACACUUUAAUUAAAAUUAAAACCUCGUGACAUGCGCAGUAAAGGGUAGACGCUGUGAGAGGGUUAAUAACCUAUAUUUUCUAACACAUCACAUAGCACAUUUUUUGCCAUGUUGAACUUGACAGUUGACCUAUACCUGUGCUAUUAACCAACACAAAAAGUCAUGUUAUUAGUAAAAUGACGUCGAUAGCAAGGCGUAAUAGACUGAAAGUUCCAUUUUAUAUUAAGCUCUUGGCGAAUACAAAGCCCAGUUAUAAUACUAAUACUGUACUGGUCGUAUAUCCUUUCAAUAACAAGGUUAAUUAUAUAGGUUUUGCUUGAAUUUAUUGUGUUACCACUGUAUGCGUAACAACGAAUGGAUAUCAUAACUUUAAGUUAUAAAAGUAUAACGUAACAUACGACAUUGUAUAUACAGCUAAAAUAGAAUAACUGUAUCUCUUGUGUUUUCGUUCGAUGUGUUGAAAGAGCAUUGCCGAAUCUACAACACGUGUUUUCUGUUACUUUUCGUGUGAAGAUCUUAUUAAUACUUUAUUUGAGAUUUGUUACAAGGCUAUACAAUAGUACGUUUUAUGUUCUUCUAGAAGCCAAGGAUAUUGUUACGACAGUAAAUUCUGUGUACGACUGGUGUAAAAUAGUUCAUGGGCGUAUUCGUGACUUAACAUCCGGAAAUCUCCAAACUCUUGUACUUACUGGUUAAUUUUUUGCUCAUCCAAAGCACCGAAAAAUUGCAAAACUUUUGAUAAAAAAACAAACAAAAAUGUGUUGUCCUGUUUAACAACUCCGUUUUAUAUCGAAAAGAAAUGUAAGAAGGAUGUAAUAUGAGAUGUACGUUGCAAUAUACAUAUGCAGAAAACUUGUUGUUACUUAGAAAUUUUUAUAAGAUGUUGUUGUAGGAUUUAAGGUAAAAUGUUUGUUCUAACACGUAUACAACUAUUUUGUGAUGUUGCUAAGACACUUGGACAUUUUAUUCAAACAGAUUUGUCGUAGGUGUCCGUAUACCUUAACUCAAAGUCAAUUAUCGCAAGUGAUAUUAUAUACAUGCAAAAUCGUGUUUUGUAAAGUUAGCGACUUCAUUGGUUUUUUGUUGUUUAAGUGAUUAUUUCAAUCAAUAAUAUACAUCAAAUAAACUCCUAGUUUUCAAAUAGGAAGUUUAUAAAAAAAAAACAGCUGUCUUAUGUUUAAAUAAGCUUGCAAAAUGAACAUUUGUGAUGGUAAAAGGUUAAGAUAAACGAAGAAUUUGAGAAUUUAAUGAAAUUUAAACAGGUCUAAUUAAGCAAAUGGUUUUCCAUUAAACAAGUGGUUCUGUAACAUAGAGAGAGAGACUAAUAAAAACCAGGCUGGUUCUGCAUUAGGCAAAGUUUAAACAAGAAAAAACACUGUGGUGCCUUUAGAAUUGCUUAAAAAUGUCUUGCCUUUUAAUUGGAUAUGUUUUACCGCGUUUAAGAGACUGUAAAUUGGUUACUAUGCAUAUUACGUGUUUUUUUUUCUUCUCAGGUCUAAAAUAUUAGUAAACCUGUCUAGUCUAUUUCUUUCCUGAGUUCGUAUAUUUACGUUUCUAACAUCUGUGCCAGUCCUAAGCUAAGAAUAUUCUUAAGCAAUGAUUGUGAUGUUUAUUGAGGUGUAAAUUAAGGCGGGUACACUUGUGAUAAGUUUGUAGAAGAAGCGCACAUGAAUUGUAAAAAACAAAAUAAAAAUACAACGUUUUGUACAAAAUAAUAUAUGAGGAAUAUUUCAUGCAAAACCACUGAAGUGUCGAAUAUGUAGCUGUAACUGUCAAAAUUAAAUAUUCUAAACAUCUAGAAGAUCCUGAAAUUGCUGACAAAAUUAUUUAUAACCGAUUUAAAUGGUAGAGAAAACAUACGAAUAUUAACAGUAGAUAGCUUUCAAACAUAAGUUUUUGGUUGUUUGGUGUAUGAAAUGUGGAAUAUAUGUGUUCGUGAAACAGAAUUCUAAAAAAUAACUUCUCAGUUAUUAAGGGAUAUUUAAAUAACCUAAACAGAAGAGUUAAAUGUAAGUUGUUUAAAACUGAAUCGUUAAGUUUAUAUCUUUAAAAAUAUAUUAAAUUAGAACGUAAGGUAUAUUGUGUGUAUGUGCUCGCACGCGUUAUCAUGUUGUUUUAUCGUAAACAACUGCAAAUAACUAAGCAUAAAACUAAUGACUCAAUAAAUCAUGUGUAUUUUCAUGUACAGUUGCAAAAUUUGCGAAAAACUGUUGAACUUGAUUCACCUAGAUCAACUAAUCUGACAGACAGAAUGUUUUGUGUGUCAUUGUAAUUGAUUAGGGUUAAAAUGUGACACUAUAGACUCUUCAGAAUAAAAAAAAUAAUAAUUUCGAUUACUUGAACAUAGUUCGUAAAAUAUAGAAAGAAGAAAGAAAUUACUACAAACCUUACCGUGUCUCGAACUUUUACAACAAAGUUUAUUUUAUUUCAAAUAUGUAAGUUAAUCGGACAUUAUAUUUUUAAUUAAAAAUCUAGUAUCAAAUAAAACUAUUCCUCAGUGCCUUCCUCGAUAUUUUAUACUAAUUACGUUUAUCCUCUCUCAAGGGAAACCUUGUUUUUAGUGUUGUAUAUACGUCAACACAAAAGGUUGUAUUUUAAGUGAUACAGAAUAAAAAUAGCAAGUUUUGGAUUAAAA